This is a messenger RNA of Stomoxys calcitrans (stable fly), 2720 nucleotides long. RefSeq lists its product as uncharacterized. NCBI's taxonomy places the organism in Eukaryota, Metazoa, Arthropoda, Insecta, Diptera, Muscidae. The record is from RefSeq and is a predicted model, not a curated record. The transcript is spliced from 6 exons. Bases 39 to 2582 code for a protein of 847 amino acids.
CCAAAAUGGUUCUAUUCAGUUGAUUGUCAGACGUAAACAUGGAGUCAAAUGCAGAAGACAAUUUUGGAAUUAUAAGCAAAAAAGAUUGUUUAACAAUUGUAAAGAAUUAUCUAAAGCUAACAGACGAGGAUGCAGUUCAAGUGCUGGCGUAUGAAGUUUCAAGAGCAUCAUCAGAUUGCGUGGGUUUCAUAGGGGAAUACUAUAAGCUGAAGGUGGAAAUACAAGAAAAGAAGUCUAAUGAAGCGCAGACUUUGAAAUUCUUUGUCAAAAGUGCUCCUAUCACAAAUGCCUCUCACGGUGCUGACUGUGAGCGUAAAGCGUUAUUUGUUAAGGAAUCUGAAGUUUAUAAACAAAUCCUUCCGAAUAUUCAACGUUAUGCUGAAGCUGAUCUUUAUCCCAAAUCCUAUUUAAUGCGUUCGGAUGUCAUUGUCUUGGAGGAUUUCUCUUUAGCCGAAAAGAAUUUGAAACAAAUGAAAGAAGGUGAAGAGCAUACAAUAAAACAUUAUCAGCUAUUUUUACAACUUCUAGCCAAACUACAUGCCUCUAGUUUGGCCUGGGAAUUGAAGGAGUCAAUAGACAUCAACAAUCAGUUUAAACAUAUUCUCUUUGACCAACAAUUUACGAGUACAAAUGAAUGGUAUACCACUGGUAUAAAGGGUCUUCUAUAUUUGACGCAAAGUCAUCCUCAAUUUCAAUACCCUGAAGCCCAGGAAUUUAUCAAUAACAAACUCUGCUCCAUUUUAAAUCAUUUGGAAGAGUAUGUCAAUCCCUCCAAAACUUUACGCAAUGUCUUGUGUCAUCGCGACUCUUGGACUUGCAAUAUCUUUUGGGAAUACAAUCAAGAAACUCAAGAGCCCAUAGGAUGCCGUAUUAUAGAUUUUCAAUUAAUGCGUUACAGUCCACCUGCCAUAGAUGUUUUAAAUUUUCUUUACAACACCUACCAUGAUCCAGUGCUUCGUGAGAAAGAAAUUCCCCAACAUCUAAAAUACUAUAGAAUGGCAUUUCGUCAGAAAUUGAAACGUCUAGAGCUACCAGAAGAUAUAAUACCUGAUAAGGAAUUUGAGGAGGAUUGCCAAAGGGCUUUAUUGCCAAUUCGAGUAUUACGUGCUAUUUGUGUACCUUUAAUGAAGUUGCCUCAUGGUUGGGCUGAUAUGAUGCGUGCCACUGAUCCGAAAACGUUUGAUAUUUAUAUGAACAGUGAUCGAAGGGAGAUGUUUGAGAGGAUCUCAUCUAUGGAUACAACUUAUCGAGCAAAGAUUUUAUAUCCAGUUCAGGAGAUUAUGGAAUAUUUUGGAUUUAAAGACAUUAUCAUGGAGACAAGUGGAGAAGACAAAUUUGAAAAUUUAAGCAAAAAAGAUUGUCAAACAAUUGUAAAAAAUUAUCUAAAGCUAACAGAUGAGGAUGAAGUCCAUGUGCUGGCAUAUGAGGUUUCAAGAGCAUCAUCCGAUUGCGUUGGCUUUAUGGGGGAAUACUAUAAGCUAAAGGUGGAAAUACAAGAAAAGACCAGUAAUAAGGCUCAGACCUUAAAAUUCUUUGUCAAAAGUGUUCCUGUCGCUAAUGCCUAUCAUCGUGCUGAGUGUGAGCGUAAAGGUUUCUUUGUCAAGGAAUCACAAGUUUAUGAACAGAUACUACCCAACAUUCAUCGAUAUGCAAAAGCUGAUCUUUAUCCCAAAUCCUAUUUGCUGCGAUCGAAUGUCAUAGUCUUGGAGGAUUUCUCUUUGGCCGAAAAGAACUUGAAGCAAAUGAAAGAAGAUGAGAAACAUACAACAAAACAUUAUCAUUUAUUUUUACAACUUCUAGCCAAACUACAUGCCUCAAGUUUGGCCUGGGAGUUGGAGGAGUCUAUAGAUAUAGACAAGCAGUUUCAUCACAUCCUCUUUGAACUACAAAUAACGAAUACCAAUGAAUGGUAUACCACUGGUAAAGAGGGUCUCCUAUAUUUGGCCCAGGGUCAUCCGAAAUAUCAAUACCCUGAAGCCCAGGAAUUUAUCAAUAACAAACUUGAUGACAUAUUGAAUAAUUUGGAUGAAUUUGUUGACCCCUCCAAAACUUUACGCAAUGUCUUGUGUCAUCGCGACUCUUGGAACAGCAAUAUCUUUUGGGAAUACAAUCAAGAAAGCCAAGAGCCCAUUGGAUGCCGUAUUGUAGAUUUUCAAUUGACGCGUUACUGUCCACCUGCCAUAGAUGUAUUGAAUUUUCUUUACAACACCUACCAUGAUCCAGUGCUUCGUGAUAAAGAAAUUCCCGAACAUCUGAAAUACUAUAGAAUGAUAUUUCGUCAGGAAUUGAAACGUUUACAGCUGCCAGAAGAUAUAAUACCUGAUAAGGAAUUUGAGGAGGAUUGCCAAAGGGCUUUAUUGCCUGUGCGGGUGUUACGUGCCAUUUGUGUACCUUUAAUGAAGUUGCCACAUGGUUGGGCUGAUAUGAUGCGAGCCACUGAUGCCAAAACUUUCGACAUGUAUAUGAACAGUGAUCGAAGGGAAAUGUUUGAGAGGGUCUCGUCUUUAGAUUCUACCUAUCGUGCAAAAAUUUUAUAUCCAAUUCAGGAGGUAAUGGAAUAUUUUGGAUUCAAAGCUAAAUAAUAAAAUGGAAUCAUUGCUGGGAAGUACCAUAUGUUAUAGAUUGCAGGCAGGGGUAUCAUUAUGAUCAACUUACUUCUCAAAUACCAUUGAGUGGUGUGCCUCGAUCUCUUGCGCUCCUUCUCCAAUCUUUAAACCUAA